Jaculus jaculus (lesser Egyptian jerboa) is the source of this 3606-nucleotide messenger RNA. RefSeq names its product NADPH oxidase 4 (gene Nox4). Gene Ontology annotation, biological process: superoxide anion generation; defense response. The record is from RefSeq and is a predicted model, not a curated record. NCBI's taxonomy places the organism in Eukaryota, Metazoa, Chordata, Mammalia, Rodentia, Dipodidae. The coding region runs from base 59 to 1777 and encodes 572 amino acids. Gene Ontology annotation, cellular component: plasma membrane; NADPH oxidase complex. Gene Ontology annotation, molecular function: superoxide-generating NAD(P)H oxidase activity. The transcript is spliced from 19 exons.
CCGGCCCGGGCCCCGCCGCCGCUCGCUCCUUCCCUCCCUGGCGGCUGAAGCCGGCGGCAUGGCUGUGUCCUGCAGGAGCUGGCUGGCCAACGAAGGGGUUAAACACCUCUGCCUGCUCCUCUGGAUGUCCCUGAAUGCCCUGCUUUUUUGGAAAACCUUCAUGCUUUACAGACAAGGACCGGAGUAUUACUACAUCCACGAGAUGCUGGGCCUAGGAUUGUGUCUAAGCAGAGCCUCUGCAGCUGUUCUCAACCUCAACUGCAGCCUUAUCCUUUUACCCAUGUGCCGGACUCUCCUGGCCUAUCUUCGAGGAUCACAGAAGGUUCCAAGCAGGAGAACCAGAAGGUUACUGGAUAAAAGCAGGACAUUCCAUAUAGCAUGUGGUGUAACUAUCUGCAUUUUCUCAGGUGUGCAUGUGGCUGCCCAUCUGGUGAAUGCCCUCAACUUCUCAGUGAAUUACAGCGAAGAUUUUGUUGAGCUGAAUGCAGCAAGAUACCGAGAUGAGGAUCCUAGAAGACUUCUUUUCACAACUUUGCCUGGCCUGACGGGGGUCUGCAUGGUGGUUGUGCUCUUCCUCAUGAUUACUGCCUCGACCUAUGCAAUAAGAGUUUCUAAUUAUGAUAUCUUCUGGUACACUCAUAACCUCUUCUUUAUCUUCUACAUGCUACUGUUGUUACAUGUUUCAGGAGGGCUGUUGAAGUAUCAGACCAAUUUAGAUACUCACCCUCCUGGCUGCAUCAAUCUUAACAGAACACCCUCACAGGACAUUUCGUUACUGGAGUAUCGCCCAGAACACUUGCAUGUGCCUUUGUCAGGAGCAGUCUCAAAAUCAGAAGAGCCUAAUGAGAACACAUUUGUGAAGAUCUGUCUGGAAGAGCCCAAGUUCCACGUGAAUUUUCCACAGACUUGGCUGUGGAUUUCUGGAACUUUGUGUCUAUACUGUGCUGAGAGACUUUAUAGGUGUAUCCGGAGCAAUAAGCCUGUAACCAUUGUCUCAGUGAUAAAUCAUCCCUCAGAUGUCAUGGAAGUCCGAAUGGUUAAGGAAGAUUUUAAAGCAAGACCUGGCCAGUAUAUUAUUCUACAUUGUCCCAGUGUGUCUGCAUUGGAAAACCACCCAUUUACCCUCACAAUGUGUCCUACUGAAACCAAAGCCACAUUUGGGGUACAUCUUAAAGUAGUAGGAGACUGGACAGCCUCGCCUACUCCAUCCUUCUGUUCUUCUAUUAAAAACUACCUCAGAAAUGAGAACAUGGUCAGGCUUUAUAUUGAUGGUCCAUUUGGAAGUCCAUUUGAGGAAUCACUGAAUUAUGAAGUUAGCCUUUGUGUGGCUGGAGGCAUUGGGGUCACUCCAUUUGCAUCGAUACUCAAUACCCUGCUGGAUGAUUGGAAACCAUACAAACUUAGAAGACUGUACUUUAUUUGGGUGUGCAGAGACAUCCAGUCCUUCCGUUGGUUUGCCGACCUACUUUGUAUGUUGCAUAGCAAGCUUUGGCAAGAAAACCGUCCCGACUAUGUCAACAUCCAGCUGUACCUCAGUCAGACAGAUGGGAUACAGAAGAUAAUUGGAGAAAAAUAUCAUGCACUGAAUUCAAGACUUUUUAUUGGACGUCCUCGAUGGAAGCUUCUGUUUGAUGAAAUUGCAAAAUGUAACAGAGGGAAAACAGUUGGUGUUUUCUGCUGUGGACCUAGUUCAAUUUCCAAGACUCUUCAUAUUUUGAGUAACCAGAGUAACUCAUAUGGGACAAAAUUUGAGUACAACAAAGAAUCUUUCAGCUGAAACCCUCCGAAGUAUACCCGGACUCUAAGGAUGGAACGAGUGCAAUUUUUAAGACUUGGAAACUCAGCUGAAUCAAACAGCUGUGUUGUGCCAAAGAAUAGCAAUGUUUUCUUAUUUAUGAUUAUUUAAAAUGAAGAUGCAGAGAAUGCAGCAAGAAGCCAAAGAGAUCCAGAAGAAUGGUUGGCAUGGUGAUUCACCUUUUGAUGCUCAAAUUAAAAUAUGCUGUUAUAUGCAUGCUGUUGAUUUUUAUGGCAAAGCCACUAACUCCCUGGUGAGAAACUCAGCUUGCUUAUGGUGAAGCUGACAGCCACGGUCCUCUUUAAAUUGUUUUUGGCUGAGCAAAUGCAUGCUCCAACAAAAUUAAAAAUUCAUUGAAGCUCUGAUUCCAUUUACAACAUUGUGUGUAAAUGGAGUAGCUUUAAUUUGGAGGAGUUCCAGGCAGAUAGGUUCAGUGUUUGGAAAUGAAACACAGAACUUUGUAUUGAUACGGGUACUUUGUGUCCAUAUCUAAUCUUGCUCACUACUGAUGCUAAUGCCUCCAUGUGAUGUUUGUAGCCCAUUUAUCACUAAAACUUCUUUCAAUGUUGGUAUAUACUAAUGUUUCUAUUUUCCUUUAUCUAGGGAAAUGUGCCCUUCUUUAACACAAUAAUUUACUUGGUCCUUCCUACCUAAAUCUAGCCACUAAAUCCACUACUACUGCAUUAGUAAUGAAAGUAUCAUUACUAAGACUUAUAAAGGGAUAUCAUGUUUUUCUUAUUUAGCAUUUUUCCUCUAUUGGUAUUUCUUUCACUUUUAUCCUUCAGAUUUAAUAUGUCUUUUUUCCUAUCAGGUAACAGACAUUGAAAUACAAAGUCUCAUUGCUUUAUUGCAAAUUGGUUUGUAAAGGAGAAAGUCACAUUUCUGAAGAGGAACCAUAUAUUUUGCUUUUUACAUAAGUAGAACUACUUCAUUAUUUAUUGAAAUUUAACUUUGGAAUCAUUAAUACUUUUGCACUGUUUGAUAUAGUGGUGAACCAUUGUAUUUCAUUCAAUAUUGAGAGUAUGCUGUGUGAUCUCUUCCUUUUAUGAUCACUCACUACUAUAUUCCUGACUCAGAAGAAAAACCUGUUUGACUACCUUGAGAAUUAAAGCACUCAGCUUCUUGAUCUUAUUUAGUAGGUAUUUAUUACUUGCCACCAAAUAUAACAUGUUGCUGAAACCAGCACUUUCUUGCCUUGCCUUAGAUAAGCUUCUGCAUAUAGCAUAAAAAAAAAAAAAAACUUCAUAGAUGCUACUCUUAUUUUGUGGUAAAAUUCACUGCAAUGAGACAAGCAUGCUAAGCCAUCAGGCACCAACCGACCAUGUGCACGUUUUUAUGUACAUGACUCUUCUCUUUGGAAUUUUACUCCUUCUGUGGAAAGUAGGUGACUUAGAAAAGGUGAUGAUGGGAGAAGUGCAAUACUCUUGCAUAUUGAGCUCUGGAGAUAUAUCUAACAGCCAGCACACCUUGACAACAUAUCCAAAAUUAUAAAGAAUUUUCAUGAAAACAUGUAACAGAAAAACAACAACAACAACAAACAGUAAGAAGAAACUUGAGAUUAUCUAGGCCUGACAUGUAAUACCGACUCUUCACUGGUCAUAACUUACUUAUGCGAUUGUAUUAAAACAUCAAUUUCAGUACUACCGGUAGAGUACUUUCCUAUGGAAAACUGCAAUGUAUACAGCAGAACUUUGUGGAUGAACUUCCUUGCCUAUUAUAAAUUCCACCACAGUUCAAACAUCUAUUUGUUAAUCUACUAGUUCAUUUUUAACAAGAGUAAAAUUAAAGCUUUAUCAUGUAUAUGUAACACA